AUGGACGUCGCAACGAUGCAGCGGGAUCCGGAGGGUCAGGAGUUUUUGCACAACACCAACAACAACAACAAUAACAACAACGUCGUCGGUUCUGUAGGUUGCGCACUGGACAAUGGCAGUCAGAUCCUGCCGAAUGAUGGGGCCAGCUGUGAGGUGUCACCACGUGAUUCGGUAACACCGAAAAUGAGCUCCAGUGUGGCCAGCAUACUCGACGAUACGACACCCAGCGAUUCCGGUGUCCAGCUGCUGGAUUCGGAAUCGAGCGGACUAAACGAGUCGAUGAUAUCGAGCGCGGGUGGAUUCGAGUUCGAUGUUCCCGCUCCACCACCAGCGGUAGGGAAUGCGCACAACAACGCCAACAAUAACAACACCUACUGCGGUCGUCCGAUGGGCGAAAUGGACGUAGAUGCCGGGGAUGACGAAUCCAAGCAGGCUGGGGCGCGAGAAUGCGCCCGUUUGAAGGAGGAAGAUGAAGCGAAACUGAGCGCGGAUCAGGAGAUCGGAGAGGGCAUUGAGGUGGACCAGGGUAUGACGACGAGCCAGGUACCGGAUGAGCUCGUGACCAGCACCUGUUCGACGUUCGAUAGCGAGAACAUCGUGUACCGGCGGCGCAUGAAGAAGACCCCGAUCAGCAAGACGCCGAAGAAGCGCGUGUCCUUCCACGAGGACAUCCUGAAGAACACCAAGACGGACAACAUUCACAUCGAGCACGGGUUCAUCACGUAUAAAACGGGCGGGGUCGGCAAGAAGGGUGUCGCGGGCAAGGGCCGGUACUCCUGGUGCUCGGAGGAUGACGGUGGGUUCGAUUACGGCGAUGAGGAGGCACACGAAGGCCGCCGGCAGUACGUGUACCGGAAUGCGUGCUCGGAUGUGCUCGAUUACGGUAAAACGGAUGUGUUUGAAAACGUCGAGGACGAGCGGAACUACGUGAAGUACGACAAUUCGGGUAUCUUCGAGUACGGACCACCGACAGAGCGAACCGGGCGAUCGGAAACCGACAAACUGCUGUACAAAUGCAGCUGUUCCGAUUCCAGCUCGAGCCUGGACUCUGGUGAAGGCGCCAACGAACGGACAAACUACCGGCAGGGUAAAUCCAACAGUUGCGAGUGCAUCGGCUCGAAUGCGUCUGGACGGCAUCAUGGAAAGCAUGGUGGGAACAACAACAACAACGUCAUCUCGGACAACUGCUACUACAGCGAGCCAAGCAUCGAGCAUCUGGAUGAGUUCAACGGCAACGUAACACCGGGAACAGGUGCUACAGCUGGUGGGGAUCACUUCGUGAAAUCGGUGUGGAGCAAAGAGAAAAAACCCAAGAGCAGCUGCCUGAAGAAGACGAAGCGGAACAGCAUCUUCACGAACGUCGUCGUGCCGGAGUACGAUCUGAACCGGAAAGUGAAGAAGUUCAACGUCCACCAGCGGCUGUCGGUGAUCGAUAACAGCCGCAUGAUAUUUGGCUCGCUGAAGGACAUCUUCGGAAUCGCGCUGCCGGAGCGUGGUGUCCCCGAGGGGUCCGAGGAUCUGUCGUCGGUGCGCGAAUGCAUCCCGGAAUCGCAUGAUGAUGGGUUGGUGGACGACUUUACGCUGGUACAAAAACCCAAAUCGUUCCUCUCGAAGAGCCUCGACGGUGGGUUUCAGAGCCGUGCCGGUGGUCGGACCAACGCUGGCCAACAGAAAAAGUACGUUCACAACGUGGACGAGCAGCUGCGCCGAAAGAACGAUGAGGAUCUGUACGCACCGAGCCGGAAGAACAGCGUUGAGGACGACAUUCCGGUGGUGAACGAGGACGACAUUGAUGCACACGACAGCAACAGGCAACAGCCUCCGAAGGAGUCGUCGCCGCCCGCGUCUACGAUCCCACUUCCAGAACAAAUCACUGCUGAAGGUGGUACUGACGGUGGAGGAUUGGCCGGCGGAUUGGUAUUGGGAAACAUGACCGGAGCCUAUCGCAAUAAAUUCAUCAUCAACGGUGAGAGCACCGUGUUCGAGCACACGGGUGUAUCGUACUGUUUCGAAGACGGCCAAAGCAAAUCACCGCUCGAGGAGGAGAAAGAACUGCCGGUUGGUGAAACGACCAGCGGGUCGUUUAUCGGAAAAACGCAGAUCAAGAAAAAGCUCUCGAACAUAUUGCAAAAGAUCAACGUCAUCAGCUCGCAAGCGUCCACGCCGACACCGGUACCGACACCCGCUCCACGUACCGGUGGCGAUGGCGAAGGAGACGUCGGCGGAAGUGCGCAAGCAACGCAACUCAAGGAGGACUCAACGGCAGGAUUGCCGCUGCAAUCGUCGCCGUCGUCUCCGAAGCUACCGGAGCAAGGACUAUCAAAUGCGACCGCAAUGGAAAGCAGUACGAUUUCCUCCUGCGGUAGCGAUCAUUCCGACCAUUCGAGUGGCGUUGCUGCAGGCAAGCAGUCGGAUCUGAGUUUGCCUCGAGCGAGUGCGAAUGCGGGCAAAACGAACCGUCACCUCUCUUCGCCGCUUAGAAGCAAAUCUCUCACGACCACGCGCUCGUCAUUCCGCAUGAGCCCGGAUUUAUUUAAUCUCGGCAUGGUGCCAGCGACUGGAGCAAUGGCACCACCGGGAACCGGACCUCGACAUCUCAACAACAUUGACCCUCAGCUGGCGGAAGAGUUUGAGGACAUCCUGACGAUAACGGCGACCACGACAACAAGCAGCACCAACGAUUCGGGUAUCGAAUCGGCGGAUGUGCUGCACAGCAAAAAAUCGUUCGUCGAGGACGACAUCGUCCUGGUAGAGUUUCCCCCAUCCGUGUCGGGUGCCUCGAGUUCAGCGGUCCUUUCGCCAGCUGCUACACCGCAAUCGGAGGAGUACGGCGUACGGCUGUCGCAUCGGUUGCCCGCGUACCAGCAAAGACAUCGACACCAUAACGCGAUGACUUCGUCUACCACAAGCUCGGCCUCGACUGCCUCGAAAAGCUCACUGAUCAAUCGCUUCCUGCGCAACGUCACGCAGAAGAAGAUCCUCGAGGCAACGAUCAAGCAGAAUCCUUUCUUCCAAUCGAAGGUCAACGGUGAGCGCAAGCUGUUCGAGAAUCUGUGUCCCCGAGGACCCGCGCGAUCGAUCAACAAGGAGCUGAUCGAGGAUCUGAACGCGGAAAUAGCGAUGGAAAUCGAACUGUCGUCGUCCGCGUGCCAACUGGACCGGAUCCAGCUGAACGACACGUACGCACUGUCCGGUACAGACGACAGUCCGUUCACCCUCGGUGGCGUCAAGUUUGAUGGAGGUGGCAUCGGCGUGGGAGAGCUACCCGUGGAGCUGUUCACGGCCGGACCGCGACUUGCCAUCUACCGCAAUGACAGCGAGGUGCUGAUGAAGGUGUUCAAGCUUUUCAACGGAUACAGCCGGGAGGGUUUCAUGACACCCGUGCUGGUGUUUCUGACCGAUCGUACGCUCUACGUGACGGACCAAGUACGGAACAGGUUGUGCAAUAAGUUCGUGCUGCCGUACGCCGAACUCGACGUCAUACUAGUUGGUCCGUACGGCAACACGGUGCUGCUCAGCAACUCGGCCCGGGACAUGCAGCAGGUUCUGCUGGCCGGUGGGCCAUACCCGGCCGAGGGACUGGUCUCGAGCUUGGAACUUUGUGCACGACGUGGAGGAUCCGUUUUACCCGCUGUCGGACAACUGACACUCGAUCAUCUGGCACCACUGCAGGCGUUCGUGCGAGACCAUUCGAGUGUCAACCGAGAAGACUCGUGGAGGUACUACGCGGUUGUGAACGUACCGGCGGGUACGCUCGGAAGUGAGGAGGCCCCAUUAGGACCCCACAUCAAGGGUCCGCUGAUGCACCGGCGUAUGUCACACGCUGGCUUCGUGGACAACUGGUCAGCGGGUUACUUUCUGCUAAAAGCCGGAGUGCUGUACCUGUUCGCAGACGCGUCCCAGAAGCUGCCGACAUGGGCCGUCGCAUUAGCCGAGUGUCAAGGGGCACGCCGUUCCGUUCACUCCGGUCGGCCGUACUGUUUCGAGUUGCUGCUGCGCACGGGAGCCCUUCAGCUGGCAGCGCCGGACGAGUAUGUGGCUUCCGAUUGGCUGCAAGCACUGGUGCAGGCGGCUAGUGGGGUGAGUGGAAAGCAGGCGGUAGAACCGAAGCUCUUUGAGAUGCAGGAACGUCGUCGCACACUUGGAUGCACUUUGAUCAUGACGUCCAACCAUCUGCUAACACUACGCGAAGAUUUCAGUGCGCCUUUGAGGCGUAACACCAGCUACAACGUUUCCGGUGGGAUGUGCCAUCCGUCGGCUUCGUCUAUGCUGCUGCAACUCAGCAUGUCAUCCCCCUCGAAGGAAAAUAUAAAUCCGAACGCCACCCAUCGGAAGACGAGCAACGUCUCCAGUAUUAACGGUGGACCGGACAACUGGAGCGAGAUAAGUUCCAUACGGUCGAACUGCAGCACACCGACUCGUUCGAACGUGGCAGCUCAACUCAACAACGCGGAUCGACGUUCGAACUCAUCGAGCACCAGCACACCGACCAAAGGCAGUAUCACACAGAUGCACCAACAGCAGCAGCAACAAAUACUGAAUUCGUCUCCGGCUAGAAGUUUACCGCGAUCGGUCGGGGUAUUGAAUAGCGAGGCACCAUCCCUGGUGGAGCUACUUGGUAGUGGCACGGAGGAAAAGAGCUACACAAACAUGAGUAGCUUUUAUGGUAAAAAUUCCGGCGUGGAAGUGCUCACGUGCGCCAGCAUCGAUGAAAUGUCCGCCAUUAAGAUUCCGGCCGUCUCGUCUAACUGGUGGUGCAUUUUGGAAUUCGAAUGCCAAGAGGUACGGGAAAAUUCAGACGAUCUGGUGAUAUUCUUCUCAACCAGCGCGGAGCAGGAACGCUUCCUGUCGAUGCUCGAAUCCAUCUGGCACACCAAAAAGCGCGAUGCGUUCCCAGCCUCGAUCGUCAGCAGCGACGAUCCUGUGUAUGAUCACUGCUCGAAACUGUUUUUGGAGAUCAAUCGCUCCUGGGAACCGCUGUUGUCCGCCGCCCUUGGUUAUCCGCAGUAA
Molecule: messenger RNA, 5010 nt
Organism: Anopheles nili
Lineage: Eukaryota; Metazoa; Arthropoda; Insecta; Diptera; Culicidae
Gene: prd1
Exons: 6
Coding region: 1-5010 (1669 amino acids)
Biological process (GO): Golgi organization; lysosome localization; regulation of protein localization
Cellular component (GO): endosome membrane
Molecular function (GO): kinesin binding
Source: RefSeq, a predicted model, not a curated record